AGUUCAAAGCCCAGCUCGGUUGUCAGUUUGGAGAUUUAGUAAAGUGCAACAGGUUGGAUAUGUGAAAGUGACGAAAGAUACAAGAUUUUACAGGACUUUCUGUGAAAUAUUUAUUGUGGAUUUACCCAUCAAGUUCCAAGGAAGACUUACAAUAUAGGGGCUGCCAUAACUUCCAUCAGCAGCCAUGGGUUGUGCAAUGAGCAAUCCUGCUGACAAGGAAGCAGCAGAGAGAAGCAAGAAAAUAGACAAAGAUUUACGACUGGCUGGUGAACGUGCAGCAAAAGAGGUUAAACUUCUACUUUUAGGUGCUGGUGAAUCUGGCAAAAGUACAAUAGUGAAGCAAAUGAAAAUUAUCCAUGAGACCGGGUACUCACCAGAAGAAUGUGAACAGUACAGACCAGUGGUGUAUUCAAACACUAUCCAGUCACUCAUGGCUAUCAUCAGAGCCAUGGGACAGCUAAAGAUAGACUUUGCCGACUCCAGUAGAGCAGAUGACGCUCGUCACUUCUUCACGCUGGCAAGUGCAGCUGACGAAGGUGAAUUGACACCUGAGCUUGCAUAUAUAAUGAAGCGCUUAUGGAAUGAAAGUGGAGUGCAACACUGCUUUAG
This is a messenger RNA of Penaeus vannamei (Pacific white shrimp), 609 nucleotides long. The record is from RefSeq and is a predicted model, not a curated record. Lineage: Eukaryota; Metazoa; Arthropoda; Malacostraca; Decapoda; Penaeidae.